CGCACUUGCCGCCGCACUUGCCGCAUUCCAACCCAGAAGCCGGCCUUUGACUCCUUGCGCAGUGCAGCGCGCAUGCGUACACACGCCUACUGGUGCACUGCGCUCCCACGACCGUGACCCAGCCAGUUCAACCCUCUAAGGCUGGUGAGAAAAAAAAGUCACCUGAGCCUUAUGGUGCCAGCUGUUCAGGAAGACUCUAAAAGCAGAACAACUUAGCAGUGGUGAGAUUUUUCAAUCCACCAGCGCGGCAAAGAGAAAUUAUCGCGAGAUCUGGUAAGGGAUUUGUGUUCUGCAGUAAGAUGGCAACACAGGAGAAGGUGUUUCCUCAAAAACUCAGUCACAAAAAAUACCGAGCUGCCCUAAGGAAGGAGAAACGCAAAAGACGUAGGCAGAAUAUAGCUCGGUUGAGAGCCCUUGCAGCCCCACCGGAGGAGGAGGAGGAUGUUUCUACUGACGACCAACUUACGGAAAGACUGGAGAUAGAGCGACAAAAAUUACAUGAAGAAUGGCUGCUGAGGGAGGAAAAGGCGCAAGAAGAAUUCAGACUAAAGAAGAAAAAGGAAGAAGCCGCUAGAAAACAGAGGGAAGAGCAGGAGAGACAGAUAAAGUUGGAAUGGGAAGAGCAACAGAAAAAACAGAGAGAAGAAGAGGAGCAGAAGCUACAAGAGAAGAGAGGAAGAGAGGAAGCAGUGCAGAAAAUGCUGGACCAGGCUGAAAAUGAUGGCACUUGGCAGAACCCGGAACCACCCAAGGAAUUAAGACUGGAGAAAUAUCGAGCCAGUUGUCCUUUCUACAGUAAAACAGGAGCGUGCCGAUUUGGUAACAGGUGUUCACGGAAGCACGACUUCCCCACCUCGAGUCCCACCCUUCUUGUGAAGAGCAUGUUCACAACGUUUGGGAUGGAGCAGUGCAGAAGGGACGACUAUGACUCUGACGCAAGCCUGGAGUACAGCGAGGAGGAGACCUACCAGCAGUUUCUGGACUUCUACCAUGAUGUGCUGCCCGAGUUCAAGAACGUGGGGAAAGUGAUUCAGUUCAAGGUGAGCUGCAACCUAGAACCUCACCUGCGGGGCAACGUGUAUGUGCAGUACCAGUCGGAAGAAGAAUGCCAAGCGGCCCUCUCUCUCUUUAACGGAAGAUGGUACGCAGGACGACAGCUCCAGUGUGAGUUCUGCCCGGUGACCCGGUGGAAAAUCGCAAUUUGUGGUUUAUAUGAAAUGCAAAAGUGUCCAAAAGGAAAGCACUGCAACUUUCUUCAUGUGUUCAGAAACCCCAACAAUGAAUUUAGAGACGCUAACAGAGAUGUCUACCUGUCUCCAGCUUGGACUGGCUUCUCUGGUAAAAACUCCUCAGACAGGAGGGAAAGGAAGGACCACCAUGAGGAAUACUAUGGCAAGCCAAGGACCUCCCACUCCAGUGCACACCACUCCUCCAAGAGAAACAGGGAGUCGGAGAGGAAGAGUCCUCAUAGGCGAAAGAGGUCUCACAAGCAGGAAACAAAGGGUCGCGAGAGGCACAGCUCAAGAAGAGGAAGAGAAGAGGACAGCAGUCCAGGCCCGCAAAGCCAGAGCCACAGAUCCUGAGCCAGGCUGCCAGCAUCACCUGGGCCCAAGAAUCUGAGACCAGGCCACAAUGAAACUCCUCUACAGAAUAAAAACCUAACCCAUUAUCCUUCAGACACCCCAAGAUAUUCAAAACAAAACUGAUUGCAAAGGAAAGACAUGGUGUCUCAAUCUAAUUUCCAACCAAGUUACAAAGUCUUGUGGCUUUAACAGAGACAGAAACAGGUAUUCAUUAUUUCUUAGACUUUUGAUGUUAUAAGUUUUAGUUUCAUGGUAUUGAUGUUAUUGUCCAUACAGUUUGAACUAGCUUUCAUAUGUUGAGUUUUCUUGUGAUAACCAAGACAUUAAACUGUGAUGUUUUAUUAUCCUAAUA
Messenger RNA from Cricetulus griseus (Chinese hamster), 1935 nucleotides. The record is from RefSeq and is a predicted model, not a curated record. Lineage: Eukaryota; Metazoa; Chordata; Mammalia; Rodentia; Cricetidae.